This is a messenger RNA of Asparagus officinalis (garden asparagus), 1187 nucleotides long. RefSeq names its product DCN1-like protein 1. The record is from RefSeq and is a predicted model, not a curated record. Gene Ontology annotation, cellular component: ubiquitin ligase complex. Gene Ontology annotation, molecular function: ubiquitin conjugating enzyme binding; cullin family protein binding; ubiquitin-like protein binding. Lineage: Eukaryota; Viridiplantae; Streptophyta; Magnoliopsida; Asparagales; Asparagaceae. Gene Ontology annotation, biological process: positive regulation of ubiquitin-protein transferase activity; protein neddylation. Bases 177 to 971 code for a protein of 264 amino acids. The transcript has 9 exons.
UGGUCCUUCACCAAACGACAUCUCUCCGAAAAAGAUUUUAAAAUGAAAGAGAAGGAGAAGGUUUUAACUCUUUAAUUCCCUUCGAAUUACUCGAUCUAGGGUUUCCCUUUUUCCUAACCGAAAACCCUUUUGAGGGAACCCUAGAUCCCGUCUCCAUCUCCAUCUCCAUCUCAUCAAUGGCGUUCGUUCGCUUUGAUAUCUUCGAGUUCUACAGGACAUACUGCGACAUUAUUUCAAGAAGUGACCAUGUGAGUUCAAGGGGGAUGUUAAAUAUGUUGACAAAGUCAAUGGAAUCAAGAGGAAGGUCAUGGGAUAAUAUUUUGGAUGAUCUUUCCAAACUCAUGUCAGGCCUUAACUUGUCUGGGGGUUAUCAUCAGUUUAAUUGCUUUUAUGAUUUUGUCUUCCUUGCAUGUCGUGAAAAUGGGCAAAAGAACAUCACAGUAAGCAGGGCAAUUUCUGCAUGGAAAUUAGUUUUGAAUGGAAGAUUUCGGUUGCUUAGGCAUUGGUGUAAUUUUAUUGAGGAACACCAAAAGCAUAAUAUAUCUGAGGAUACAUGGCAACAACUCCUGGCUUUUAGUCGAUGUGUAAAUGAAAAUCUUGAAGGUUAUGAUGCAAUGGGUGCUUGGCCUGUUGUUAUUGAUGACUUUGUAGAGUACAUGUACAGCAGAAUCAAUCAAUUGAACAUCUGUAGCACUCGUGACUGCUCUUGCAGUUGUGGAGACAUGGAAACACCGGGCAUAGCCAAUACUUUUAGUGGAUUGAACUUACUUCCUGGAUCAAAAAGAAAACUUGUCUCCAAAAAAUGUGGUUGUAGGGAUUCAGAUUCUGAUUCGCUUAUUACUGACAUAAACAGACGUAACUCGGUUGGUUGCUUGCAUUCUUCACCUUCAGCUUGUGCUGUAGAAGAUUGCUUAUCGAAAAGCCCUCAUGGUCACCAGUUUGAUAAGAAGCGCAGGACUUCAUACACAUAGUUUUUCUCCCAGGUUCAGAAAGAUUGAAAUAUUCUCCGACAAUGUUCGUUUAUUCAUGUUGCCUCUGUUUUCGCACCGUGAUCUCUGUGGCAUUAUUUUUUGUAUUUUGUAUUUUUAUGUAUGUUACUCACCAGGCCACCAGUUUUUCCUCUGUCUUCAAUUGUAUUUGGAUAUUACAGAAUAAGCCGCUUUAAUAUCCCCCCCACGACACACACA